UGGACAAGGAACAAGUGUUAUUGUAUGCGAUUGGUUUAUGAGAUAUUUGAGCAAUGAGGUUCUUAGCGAGCCUGUUGAUUUGCAGCUGGGCUGUGUUGGUUACACCGGCUCCGGAAUAUCUGCGUAGUUACCAAAGAUCAUAUACUUCAUCUACUUCAAAUGGUCCACCAAAGUACAAAACUAUGGUUUCUCAAAUGCAAGGAGCGUUAAAGAAAUCUUUAGCCCAGCAGUGUGGUUCUCGAACUAGUUGUCGCACUUAUUACUCAAGUUCUCAUGAAGGAAGCAGCAGUAAUACAAAUACAGAUAGUACAACCAAUUAUAAUGAUCAAUUGAUGGCGAGUUUAAGACAAAAGGUAGAGUCACAGAGUAGCUAUUCCUCAUCUACUCCAGAUGUUCCAACAGAGUACAUAAAUAUGGAUCCUCAAGUGCAAGAAGCAAUAAAGAAGUCUUUAGCGCAGCAGAGCGGUUAUAGAACUAGUUAUAGCCGCACUUAUUCCUCAAGUUCUCACGAAGAAAGCAGCAGUAAUACAAAUACAGAUAGUGUAAACAAUUAUAAUGAUCAAUUGAUGGCUAGUUUAAGACAAAAGUUAGAGUCUCAGGGUAAUACCGCUACUAGUUCAUCUAGAUAUACUACAAGCCAAAGUAGCCCAGGUUAUACAAGGACGACGUAUUCAUACGUCAAACCACAAACAUAUGUUACUGGGACUGAUCAUCAAGUUAAUACCCACAAUUUGGAACACGAUAGAGAGCAAGAUAAAAAUAGCGACGAACAACGUUUAGUACCAGGUGGGUAUUCUCGGACAACAAGUUUUUCUCGUACUGGAUCUUCAAGCCAUAGUUCAAGUCAAAACAGACCAGGAUACGUAAGGAGAACUUACACUUCAUCUAGUUCUUUUGGAGAACCUAAUUCACAAUUUAUCAAUAGCGAAAAUAAAAGGACUGAGAGCACUCCUCAUGUGCAUGAUGACAAAUGUGAACAUGAUGUAGAACAAGAAAAUAAUGCGCAGGACACCGACAACUUAAACCAACAUGGAACAUCAGGAUAUCGUCGCACAACCUAUUCUAGUUCUAGUUCAACAAGCUAUAAUUCAAGCAGAAAUAGACCACAAUAUACAGUAACAAGUUAUCAUUCUACAUCGAAUUUAAAUUCAAAUCGCGAUUCACAAGUAGGCGUUACUGAAAAUCAGGAAAACAAUGAAAAUCAUGAGCAUCGCCUUGAAGAUAACAGUGAUGAAGAUGAUGAUGGACAACGUAUUGUAAAUGCAGGACAAUAUUCAAAAACUACCAAUUCCUCGAGAACAGUAAGCCAUUCUAGUUCUAGUUCAACAAACUAUAAUUCAAGCAGGAAUAGACCACAAUAUACAGUAACAAGUUAUUAUUCUACAUCAAAUUUAAAUUCAAAUCGCGAUUCACAAGUAGGCCUUACUGAAAAUCAGGAAAACAAUGAAAAUCAUGAGGAUCGCCUUGAAGAUAACAAUGAUGAAGAUGAUGAUGCACAACGUAUUGUGAAUGCAGGACAAUAUUCAAAAACUGCCAAUUCCUCGCAAACAGUAAGCCAUUCUAGUUCUAGUUCAACAAGCUAUAAUUCAAGCAGGAAUAGACCACAAUAUACAGUAACAAGUUAUCAUUCUACGUCGAAUUUAAAUUCAAAUCGCGAUUCACAAGUAGGCCUUACUGAAAAUCAGGAAAACAAUGAAAAUCAUGAACAUCGCCUUGAAGAUAACAAUGAUGAAGAUGAUGAUGCACAACGUGUUGUGAAUGCAGGACAAUAUUCAAAAACUGCCAAGUCCUCACAAACAGUAAGCCAUUCUAGUUCUAGUUCAUCAGGUUUUAGUUCAACGCACAGUAGACCAGGAUAUACAAGAACAACUUAUCACUCUACUAGCUCAUAUGGAACACCGCACUCAAGUGUUAUAAAUAAAAGUGGCAAUAAAGACAAUGAUGGUAAUCUUCACAUUCAUAGUGAAAACUGUGAACAUGACAUAGAAAAAAAUAAUGAUGAUACUAAUAAUAAUCCAAAUUCUCAAAACGCGAACCAACAAGGAACAUCUGGUUAUAGUCGCACAGUGAGUUAUUCUGGUUCUAGUUCAGCCAGCCACAAUACAAACCGUAACAUAGAACAAUAUUCUGGGACAAGAUACAACUCUGUAACUGAUUCAAGCACAAGUUCCUAUUCCGAUGUGGGUAGUGCUUUAAAUAAACAAGAAAAUAAUAGCGCUGAUCAUAUUCAUAGCGAUAAAUGUGAACAUGAUAUAGAAAAAAACAGUGUUGAUGAUGACGAGCAAAGCAUUGUAAACAAAGGGCAACGUACGCAGACUUCAGGUUUCACUCGUACGACAAGUUACUCUGAUUCUGACUUAUCAAGCACUGGUUCAAAUCAUUAUAGACCCGGAUAUACAAGAACCACUUAUCAUUCGUCUAGUUCAUAUGGAACGCAGAAUUCCAAUAAUGGCGAUGGCCAAGAUAAUGCAGGUAAACUUCAUGUUCAUAGUGAAAACUGUGAACAUGACAAGGAAAACAGUAGUGAUUUAAAUGGAAGUGAGAAUCAUGCGCAAAAUGUUGGAAGGCAUAGAAUUACGAGUUACUCUCAUACGGUCAGUUCGAAUUCUAGGACAACUGGUUUUAACUCGAGCCAAAAUCGCCAAGGGUAUGCUGAAACAACUUAUAAUUCAAUGACACAUGGACAACCAUAUACGAUUACAAACAAUAAUCAGAGCAAUGAAGAUAGUGAUGAAGGUAAUAAACAGCAUACACAAAACGCAGGACAGCAUUCACAAUCAGCAGGGCAUGCUCAAACAAUAAGCUAUUAUCGUGCUGGAUCUUUUAUUCGAAAUUCAAGUCAAUCCGAACUAGGAUAUUCAGAAAGUACUAGUUCAAUAGAUACCAAUAACAGUCAGCAAAACAAUAGUGUACAUGGUGGCAGUUUUGAACAUGGUAAGAAUACUGUAGAACAGACAACUGAAAAUUUACAACAAAAUUCACAUACUAGAGGCAAUUAUGGAACAACAAGUCAAUCUCAUUCUACUUCAUCACGCUAUACUUCAAACCAAAAUAGACCGGGUUACACAAUAACAAGUUAUCACUCCACUAGCUCUUAUGCAAAACCAAGUACACAAAUCACUGAAAAUAAUCAAGAUACUACUGAUCAUAUACAUGACGAAAAUUGUGAACAUGGCAACAAUGAAGAUUAUGAAAAUCAUCAAGAGCAGGACAUUGGACAACAAUCAAUAUCAACAGGGCAUUCUCACACCGGUUUAACAAGAUACACUUCAAGUCAUACUAGUUCAGAACAUAGGACCGCAAGUAAUUAUGCACGAAAUACAACUGAGAAAAAUAUCAAUAAAGAAGAAGGAAGUGAUGAGAAUUCUAGCGAAGAAGACGAAUAUGACAGUGCCGGUAAUAGUAAUGAUAAAAGAAAUAAGCCUGGUGGUAAGGGCUGGAAAAAAUAUUAUUGGGAGAAAGAUUUUAUUCCACCAGGACAUCGUAAUAAACCGCAUCCUCGCGGCCAUGCUUACGGGCAUAGAAAUAGAGGCCAAACUACAUCUUAUUCUAGAUAUAAUUCCAAUUAUGGUGAACACCGUGGGCCAAAUCGAUAUAAUGUUACAACAACAACGUAUUCAUCAAGUCGUCCAGGCUACGUACCAUCACGUUAUUCCACAUCUGGAUCAAAAUACAAUGAUGGCGGUAGAACCACGUACACCUACUCCUCAGGUGGAGUAAGGUAUAGUACUAGUAAUAGAAAUUCAAGUACAACGGCAACUGACGCUUCACAGAAUGUUUAUGAAGACAAAGACACACAAUUUGCACCAGAAGUUGAUGGUACAGGGUUUGAACACGGUAGUUAUGACACUAAUACUGGAACCAGUGCAAUUGAUUCUGAUUCUAGACACAGUUCUAAUAGAAGUACCUCUGAAUACACACAGCAAAACUCUCAUAGCAAUAAUAAUGUAUCUACACAUUCAGGAUCUACAGGCUACGUGCCAUCACGUUAUUCCACGUCUGGAUCAAGAUACAAUGAUGGCGGUAGAACUACGUACACGUACUCCUCAGGUGGAGUAAGGUAUAGUACCAGUAAUAGAAAUUCAAGUACAACGGCAUAUGACGCUUCACAGAAUGUUUAUGAAGGCGAAGACACACAAUUUGCACAAGAACUUGAUGGUACAGGGUUUGAACACGGCAGUUAUGACACUAAUACUGGAACUAGUGCAAUUGAUUCUGAUUCUAGACACAGUUCAAAUAGAAGUACCUUUGUAUCUACACAUUCAGGAUCUACAAGUACUACUCAAAUGAUCAAUACGAAUAUUGUGAAUAGUGUUAAUGGUUCAGUAGUCUCCCAAGAAACUCAAAAACAAAAUAUAGAAAAUGCAAAUUCUGAACACAUUUCUGCAGGUGCGAAUAGUGAGGAGAAAAAACAUCGUUCAAAUGUUUCUAUGCACAGUGGGUCAAAAACAACCAAUUCGUCAUACACACUUGUAAGCCAGUAUUCACAGAGCAGUCAUGAAAGUAAUAGUGCAAAACACAAAGUAAUAACAGACUCAUCAUCAGACGAAGAUAGUUAUGAAAUACUUGACCAACGCACAGAAAAGUAUGAAGCAACAACUAACAGCGGCGAUACAUUUUUUGAAAAUCAAAACAUAGUUUCAAAUAAUUAUGCUUCUACAUCAAAAAUCGUAGAAGAGUCGAGUGAGCAUUCACAACAACAAAAAAAUGUCGUCGACAAAACGAAAGGUAAUGAUUUGCACUAUAUUACUAAUUAUAAUCAACAAAUCAUCAGUCAGUAUAAUAAUGACGACUUGCAUAAAUUUAAAAAUACAAGUAAGAGAGCUCAUAUUUCCUCAAUAAAUAGUACAUCAGAGGAAAGUAAACAAUUUGUCAUAAGUCAUUUUACAAAUAAAUCUGCCGAACAUAAGUCUGAUAAUUAUGCAUCUGCAAACAAUCAGCAGUUCAAUUUGCAGCAAAACAAAGAAAAUAUUAAUAUAAAUAAAAGUGCAACAAACUUGAUCGAAAGUACAACUUUCACCAAAUAUAAUUUUAGUAGUAGUGAAGAAAGGAAUGAACAAUUACAAUCAGGCUCAUUACAAAUUUCGCAACAAUAUCGACCUACUAACUUCAAAGGUGAUGCUCUUUCAAGCCAUGAUUUCCUCGAAAAUGAAAAACAUAAAUCAAAUUCUGAAAUAAAGAAUGCAUCUGUAGAUAGAAAUCAUCAUCAGCAACAAUCUGGUAGUCAUGGACGUAAUUCGAGUGAUAUACGAUCAACAUCUUCCAUAAGUUAUUCGUCUCAAAAUAUAAGUGGUCAAUAUCAUGUAAUAAAUAUGAAUUCUGGAAAAAAUUAUUCAUCUUCUAGUAAUAUGGCUUUGAAUUCUGAGUCAACCGAAGCUGAUACUCAACAAAAAGUUAUGAAUCAAUUCUACUCUCAUGAUAAUAGUUCAAGUAAUAACCAACACAUAUCAAAUCAACAAAAUAAACAUCAAAGUACUUUGAUAAAUGGAACCAAUCAAAAUAUCGCAAUAAACAAAACCGUUACUUCUGGUUCCACGAGCUACACUUUUAGUAGCAGCGAAGAAAGCAAAACAACUGCAUCACAAUCAGUUUCAUCUGAGUUCACACAUACAAGCAAUAAAAAAUAA
Molecule: messenger RNA, 5627 nt
Organism: Ctenocephalides felis (cat flea)
Lineage: Eukaryota; Metazoa; Arthropoda; Insecta; Siphonaptera; Pulicidae
Exons: 3
Coding region: 54-5627 (1857 amino acids)
Source: RefSeq, a predicted model, not a curated record